This is a messenger RNA of Amaranthus tricolor (Joseph's coat), 1604 nucleotides long. Its product is annotated as homocysteine S-methyltransferase 1. The coding region runs from base 370 to 1377 and encodes 335 amino acids. Gene Ontology annotation, molecular function: S-adenosylmethionine-homocysteine S-methyltransferase activity; zinc ion binding. Gene Ontology annotation, biological process: S-methylmethionine cycle. Lineage: Eukaryota; Viridiplantae; Streptophyta; Magnoliopsida; Caryophyllales; Amaranthaceae. The record is from RefSeq and is a predicted model, not a curated record. The transcript has 7 exons.
GUCCAACCUAUUAAAAAUUAAUAUUUACUUAUUGUAUUUUUAAUGCGGCUCAAUUAGAGAUCAAGAAUUUGUGCUAAAGAAAAGAAGAGAAAAUUCGGCGUCUAGUUUCCGAAUAACUGCGGAAGUCUAAACUGGACAGUCCAAAAAAAAAAAACAGGGCAUUACGAAUCCGGCAUACACACUUGACCAGGUUCUUUGACAACAAAAAAAGCAAACAUGAUGUGGUGGAAAGACAAAGUGUAGCAAAUCUUGCUAUAAAUACAGACAAUUCAUAUGCUAAUCCCCCAUAAAACAAGCAAAUAGCACAUUCCUUACCGUAAAACCCUGAAAUCUUUUAGUAUUUCUUAAGAUUCUUUAGAGAAAACAACAAUGGGGGAUGAAAUUGAGAUUGAGAUUGAGAUUGAGAAAAGAAUGAGAAUGUUGGAAGAAACAAUUGAAAAGGCAGGAGGAUGUGCAGUAAUGGAUGGAGGUCUUGCUACUCAACUUGAGUUACAUGGUGCCUCCAUUAAUGAUCCUCUUUGGAGUGCUCUUUGCUUAAUCAAAGAUCCUCACCUUAUCAAACAGGUUCACAUGGAAUAUCUGAAAGCUGGUGCAGACAUUUUGGUUACUUCAUCUUAUCAGGCUACCCUUCCUGGAUUUGUAUCAAGGGGUCUGUCGAUGUUGGAUGCUGAGUCAUUGCUUGAGAGAAGUGUUAGAUUGGCUAUUGAUGCCCGUGACGAGUUUUGGAACGAGAAUAAGGCUGAAAAUGGUUAUAGUAGAGCCUUGGUAGCAGCUUCUGUUGGAAGUUACGGAGCUUAUCUUGCUGAUGGUUCUGAAUACAGUGGACAUUAUGGAGAAGAUAUUGACAUCGCAAAGCUGAAGGAUUUUCAUAGACGAAGACUGCAAGUUCUUGUAGGAGCUGGUCCCGAUCUAUUGGCAUUUGAAACAAUUCCCAACAAACUUGAAACUCAGGCCAUUGUUGAGCUGCUUGAGGAUGAAAAUGUCUCGAUUCCGUCAUGGAUCUGCUAUAGUUGUGUAGACGGUGAGCAUGCCCCAUCGGGAGAAAGCUUCAAAGAUUGUCUUGAUGUUAUCAAUAAUAGCAAGAAAGCUGUGGCCACAGGAAUAAAUUGUGCACCGCCAAACUAUGUCGACGGUUUGAUUCGCAAAUUUAAGAAGCUUACGGACAAGAUGAUUAUCGUUUAUCCAAACAGUGGUGAGAUAUGGGAUGGGAAAGCUAAGAGAUGGCUGUCACCUCAAUGUUCGAAGGACAAUGAAUUUGGGUCAUUAGCUUUAAGAUGGCGCGAUUCUGGUGCUAAAAUCAUUGGCGGAUGCUGCAGGACAUCGCCCGCAACUAUUCAGGAUAUUUCAAAAGCUAUGAAGGGAAAACCUUCAACUUAAUUCUCUACCCUUGUUAAAGUUACUCCCCCUCACCUGAAAGACUCUUUACUAAGUGUCAUUUGAUUUGUUUGUUCUAAUUAUAAAGGUUUCUUCAAUGUAACUGCCAAAUUUCAUUGUAAAAAAAGCAUGUGAGGCUUAUGAGACCGUAAACACAAACUCAUAAGUCAUAACCAAAGAGAAGAGAAUCAUUUUUAUAAGCUAUACAACAUAAUGCUAAUGAAAGAAAA